Molecule: messenger RNA, 1198 nt
Organism: Bufo bufo (common toad)
Lineage: Eukaryota; Metazoa; Chordata; Amphibia; Anura; Bufonidae
Exons: 7
Coding region: 271-1077 (268 amino acids)
Source: RefSeq, a predicted model, not a curated record
ACAGACACCGUUCUGGGGGGGAGGGGGCUGGCUGACUGCUCAGGGGCCCCUGCUGCUGCGACUCUCUGGAUAAUCACAGCCGCCGCUCUCCCGACCCCCCAGUUAUAACCACCGCCGGCCGGGGAUCCGGGGGCGGGACUGGCGCCCAGGGCGUGGCCAAGGCGGUGGGCGUGGCCAAGACACCUGGAAGUGGACGGGACACGUGGGGUGCGGGAGCCGAAUGUAAACAGAGAGCGGUGUCGGGGGCCCCGCGGGCGUCGGGGGGAGGCGAUGCCGUUUUUGCAGCUCUUUGGGAGACUGAGGUCCGUAGUCAUUGGGAUGGUGCACCUGAGAGCUUUACCAGGCACGCCGCGCUGCACGUCAUCAGUGGGGCAGAUUCUGGAGGAGGCUUGUAAGGAAGCUGAGAUCUACAGGAAGGCUGGCAUUGACGGCCUGAUGGUGGAGAACAUGAAUGACGUCCCGUAUACCCUGCACGUCGGACCGGAGGUUACGGCAUCCAUGGCCGCGGUGUGCGCCGCUGUCAGGCAGACGUGCCCACAGCUCCCUCUAGGGGUUCAGGUCCUCGCUUGCGCCAAUCAGCAAGCCUUGGCGGUGGCGCUGGCAGCAGGGCUGGACUUCAUACGAGCCGAGAGCUUUGUCUUCUCUCACGUCGCUGAUGAAGGACUGGUGAGCGCCUGCGCUGGAGACCUGCUGCGGUACCGCAAGGCUGUGGGCGCGGAGCACGUCCAGAUCUUCGCCGACAUUAAGAAGAAGCACAGCUCCCACGCCGUGACUGCGGACGUUACGAUAUCGGAGACGGCAAAGGCAGCGGAGUUCUUCUUGGCGGAUGGCGUUAUAUUGACCGGCGUCGCUACAGGACAAGAAGCAGAUCCACGAGAACUGAAAGAGGUCCAGCGCUGCGUCCAGAUUCCCGUUCUCGUCGGGUCGGGGGUGACGCUGGAUAACCUGGAGAAGUACUCCGACGCCAGCGCCUUGAUCGUCGGCUCCUACUUCAAACGUGGCGGCGACUGGAGAAACAACGUGGACUACGAGAAGGUCGUGACCUUCAUGGACAAGGUCAAUAAGCUGCGGGACUGAUGGACAGUCAGCUGGUACUGCCCCCUGGUGGCCACUAUGGGAGUAGUAGUCCCAGUCCUGGGUAUAGGGCUCUGGACCUUUCGACCUACCUCUGAUUUCCCACAAAUUGUUAAAUUUUUUA